This is a messenger RNA of Drosophila montana, 969 nucleotides long. Its product is annotated as melanoma-associated antigen E1. Gene Ontology annotation, cellular component: extracellular region. Lineage: Eukaryota; Metazoa; Arthropoda; Insecta; Diptera; Drosophilidae. Gene Ontology annotation, molecular function: chitin binding. Bases 46 to 906 code for a protein of 286 amino acids. The record is from RefSeq and is a predicted model, not a curated record. The transcript is spliced from 2 exons.
CAUGCACUUGCUCUAGUACAGAUAAGUACUUGAUCCCAGAACAAAAUGAAAUUGGCCUCCUGGAUAUUUGUAUCGUUGCAGCUGCUGCUCCUGAUAACAGCACUCAAUGCAAGACGAUGUGUUAAGCCAAGUCCAGCACCAACGACACCCACAGCACCGUCCUCCACUCAAUCGACCUCCACUCAAUCGACACCCACUGACAGCGGCUCAACUGAGACGCGGAGUACCUCAACAACCGCAUUACCCACUGACGCAUCACCGACUCCAAGCGAUCCAACCGUGUCAACUGAGGACCCGGGCACUCCAACAGAGUUGCCACCAACUUCAACAGAUGUUGGACCCACCGAGGUGCCAAAUACGACAACCCACAGCACGCCAACAGAGUUGCCACCAACUUCAACAGAUGUUGGACCCACCGAAGUGCCAAAAACUUCAACCCAAAGCACAUCAACAGAGUUGCCACAGACUUCAACAGAUGUUGGACCCACCGAAGUGCCAAAAACUUCAACACAGAUCACAUCAACAGAGUUGCCAUCAACUGCAACAGAUGUCGGACCCACCGAAGUGCCUAAAACUUCAACCCUGGGCACAUCAACAGAGUUGCCAAAGACUCCAACUGAUGUUGGACCCACUAAAGACCCAGACACAACUUUAGGUGAAACAUAUACGGCACAGUCAACAACUAGAGCGACAGCAUUGUCUACCCUUUCGACAUCAACAACAACGGAGACCUAUGUGGAUGCCAACGCGAUGUGCAAAAACCAUCCCGGUGUGGAGUACCUGCCACAUCCCUAUAACUGCCACCAGUUUAUACAGUGCGAUGGUGACCGGGGAUUUAUUAGAACAUGUGCAGGCGAUCUCUACUGGGACUCUAAGGUCCUAACUUGCGAUAGAGAGUGCGCCUAAUACUAAUAUGCUACAAAAAUAUUUAUAUACAUAUGCAAAUAUAUCCAGAACAAAAAUUGUAAA